GAGAGUCCUGCUAUAAAUAUUAAAUUCUCACUUCAUAAAUUUUGGAAGCAUCCAAUAUUUGGAAUACUAUUGUCCUCCUUUUAGUGGCAUUCUUUCUACGCCUUUCCUUCAAUAGAGUUUGGAGCGUCUUCCAUCAUAAAUAAGGUUGCAAAUAUGAAUGGCAAAUCAACAACUCUUUCUAUUGCUAAGAGGCUUAAAGGAAAGGUAGCAAUUAUAACUGGGGGAGCAGGAGGAUUUGGAGAGAUCACGGCAAAACUCUUCGUCCAACAUGGAGCCAAAGUCAUUAUUGCCGACGUACAAGACGAUAAAGGCGUUUCCUUGUGUAACGAAAUCAUUGCUACCUACAAACAUGGUGAAAACGACGAAGAAAUAAUCUCCUAUGUACAUUGCAACAUUUCCGAUGAGACCGACAUGAAAAACCUCGUCGAUCUAGCUAUAUCAAAGCAUGGAAAACUCGACAUCAUGUUUAACAAUGCCGGUAUCCCGGGUGAUAUAAACCCUACUAUUGUAGGUGCAUCUAGUGACAAUUUCAAAAAAGUGUUCAACAUUAAUGUGUAUGGUGGUUUCUUAGGGGCUAAGCAUGCUGCUAGGGUUAUGAUCCCGAACAAGUCCGGUGUAAUCCUCUUCACCGCGAGUGUUGCUGCUUUGGUGGCCGGGGAGUCACCACACGCGUACACAAUGUCAAAGCACGCGAUUAUUGGUUUAAUGAAAAACUUGUGUGUUGAAAUGGGACAAUAUGGCAUUCGAGUCAAUGCGAUUUCUCCUUGCGCCGUGUCCACACCGUUACUAAGUAAUGCGUUAGGGAUGGACAAGGAAGGUGUUGAUGGGUUGAUUUGUGAAUCGGCCGUGCUUAAAGGGGUUGCACCGGAGGCCUUAGAUGUGGCUAAUGCGGCGUUAUUUUUGGCAAGCGAAGAGGCCAAGUUUGUGAGCGGACUUAACUUGGUUCUUGAUGGUGGGUAUAGUGUCACCAACCCAUCUUUCUCUAUGGCUGUCAAAAAGUUGUUUUCAUAGAUGGAUUUCUAUCAUUGAAGCUUUAAUCACGUAUGGGUUGUAACGUACUUGGAUAUGAGUAGGCGCAACUUAUGUCUUUUUUUUGUGUGUGUGUGUGAAAGUAUGUAAUUGUUGGUGUAAUCCAUUUCAUGUAUAAUAUAGAUAUCUCCCUAUAAUAAAUGUCUUGAUUUCGAAUAUAAAUAUAUGUAAGCAAUAUUAAUUUUUAAGUAGUCUUGGGUUCGUUUUCUA
This is a messenger RNA of Chenopodium quinoa (quinoa), 1239 nucleotides long. Its product is annotated as secoisolariciresinol dehydrogenase-like. The coding region runs from base 154 to 1011 and encodes 285 amino acids. The record is from RefSeq and is a predicted model, not a curated record. NCBI's taxonomy places the organism in Eukaryota, Viridiplantae, Streptophyta, Magnoliopsida, Caryophyllales, Amaranthaceae. The transcript has 2 exons.